AUGAGGAAAGUCAAACGAGCGUCCUCGGUGGAUCUGCAACAUAUCAGACGAGACGAUGGGCUGCCUGCUGGCGACCCGUCGACGACCGACACUACUUUGUUACCGACAGCCGAGGUCUCAGCGCUGCUCAAUGAUACCUCAGCGCUUCCUACACCGACCGACAACGUCUCUCAGCUUAGCCUUGCAACUGAUAGUACAUCAAGUUCAAUCGGCACCGUGGCGGGGACACCAGCUCCGGCUCAGGCCCCAGCAAAGACAAGCCAAGGAAGCAAGUCGUCAUGUACGCCAUCACCCACGAAGUCGUUGGCCCCGAGCGCAACUUGGACGACAUGUCCGUAUAAAGUCCACGACGGCAAGGUCAAUCCAGAUGUGCGAACCCUCCCGGACUCUCCGGCGGUGGUCAGCAUGUCCCAGUCCGUGCUAUACAACAGUCUCGCCUAUGCUAUGCAGAAGACCAGCGCAUACUCUCAAAGCGCAGCUUCUUUCAUUGACGCGUUCUUCCUGUCGUCCAAGACUGGCAUGCAUCCCAACAUGAACUUCGGACAGAUGGUGCGAGGCCCGGGCAAGGAUCAUCAAGUCGGUACAUUCACUGGCAUUCUCGAUUUGCGCGGGCUGGUCAAGGUUGUGAACGGUAUUCAGUUGCUGAAGGCUGCCGGAAGCCCCGACUGGACGUCAGCCAGAGACAAGGAGAUGACAAGUUGGAUGAACCAGUACAUAACGUGGCUGCAGACAAGUGACAUUGGCAAGCAGACCGCAUCCACGCCUAACAACCACUUCACCUUCUACACCAGCCAGAUUGCCGCUGCAAAGCUAUAUGUAGGUGACACCAAUGGCGCGAUGACUGCUCUUCAAAACUAUUUCUCGAAUCAAUACCUGGAUCAGGUCGCUGCUUCUGGGGAACAACCCUUCGAGGCCGUCAGGACAAGGCCUUACCAUUACAGGUGCUUCAAUCUGGAAGCUAUGAUCACCAAUGCGAAGAUAGGCGAUCAACUUGGGCUCAACCUGUGGAGCGCGAAGUCCAAGUAUGGCGCGACUAUCCAAACUGCUCUCGACUACGUGAUGGGUCUAAGCCCUGGCAGUGAGGCAGUUUCAGACAUCUUCCCUCAUGUCGCUGCUGUGGCCGCGGCAUACGGAGACCCAAAAGGGAAGUAUGCUGCGUUCCUCCAGAAGCAGGUCAGCACCUACAAGAGCACGCCGUUCUAUUUCUACGAUCAAACCGCCGCAUUGCCAAACUCGCCUGCCGCUCAUUCCACGCACAAGCGGGGAGUCGACGAACGAUUGGGGGAAACGCUGUCAACGGUCUCUGGCACAGAAGACUUCGUUAAAGACGCCGCCAUCACCGCCGCAGAUAUUGCUUUCGAAUGUCCUGCUGUGUUUACGGUGUCUCCAAGAGUCGAGAUUGACAAUGGUAUUUACGUGACCUGCGAUGAGCUGAAGCCGUUCUACGAGAUAUCCAUACCCUUUGGCACCAACACUUCUGCGCUUGUUGUCUGA
Laetiporus sulphureus 93-53 is the source of this 1494-nucleotide messenger RNA. Its product is annotated as chondroitin AC/alginate lyase. Lineage: Eukaryota; Fungi; Basidiomycota; Agaricomycetes; Polyporales; Laetiporaceae. The coding region runs from base 1 to 1494 and encodes 497 amino acids. The transcript is spliced from 4 exons. Gene Ontology annotation, cellular component: periplasmic space. The record is from RefSeq and is a predicted model, not a curated record. Gene Ontology annotation, molecular function: lyase activity.